Postia placenta MAD-698-R-SB12 is the source of this 1337-nucleotide messenger RNA. RefSeq lists its product as hypothetical. Lineage: Eukaryota; Fungi; Basidiomycota; Agaricomycetes; Polyporales; Adustoporiaceae. The record is from RefSeq and is a predicted model, not a curated record. The transcript is spliced from 8 exons. Gene Ontology annotation, biological process: transmembrane transport. The coding region runs from base 27 to 1331 and encodes 434 amino acids. Gene Ontology annotation, molecular function: transmembrane transporter activity. Gene Ontology annotation, cellular component: fungal-type vacuole membrane.
AACAAACUCGGAUGGAGGCACACGAGAUGGCAUCACUGCCACUAUCGGCGGGGUCAGCUCCUGUUUCGUCCUCCGAGGCCAAUGUGACUCCACGGGAGUCUAAAGUGCAAGAGCUGCCCGCGAUUGAUGGAGGGUGGCAGGCAUGGAGGUUUUGUGCGGCCGGUUUCUUAAUUGAGGUGAUGAUAUGGGGGCUUGAGUUCAGUUAUGGUAUUUUCCAGGACUACUAUACCUCACAUCCCCCAUUCAGCUCUGCAUCACCUGUAACGAUCGCAGCGGUAGGCACAACCUCGAUUGCUGUUCAAUACUGCGAGACCAUACUGCUUUCACUGUUCUUCGAACGUUACCCGGAUCUUUUGAAGGCAAGCGUCUGGGUCGGCCUAGUACUAGCUUUCGCCUCCCUUCUGCUCGCGAGCUUCGCAAAACAGAUCUGGCAGCUUGUCCUCCUGCAAGGCGUCAUUUUCGGUGCCAGUGGUGCAUUAAUGUAUUAUCCAAUUCUGGUCCUCCUGCCGCAAUGGUUCGUCCAGCGCCGCGGCCUCGCUACGGGGAUCAUCUUCUCCGGGUCCGGUAUCGGAGGCUUCAGAUGGACACUCCGUAUCUGUGCGUUCGCUGUUCUGGUUGUAGCAGGAAUUGGGGUGCUGGGUAUGAAGCCGCGCCUGCCCACACCCACAUUUCAACGUGGACAGCGUAGACCUCGCUUCAUUCCCCCACAGUUACAAUUCAUCAAGACACCACUCUUCUGGGCUCUGGGCGUGUCGACGGUACUUCAGGCACUAUCCUUCUUCUCCGUGUCGCUCUACAUCGCGCCGUUCGUCAACCUUAUCGCGUCGCCCCUUUAUGCGUCCGUCGCUCUGUCAUUGUUCAACUCAUCUGGGGUCGUCGGCCAGAUCGUCAUCGGCCACCUCUGCGACCGCCUCCCGUACGCCUGGAUCAUGUUUACUUGCACACUGGGGAGCGGCAUCGCAGUAUUUGUGCUCUGGGGCUUCGCGCACACACUUCCACCUAUUUUUGUGUUCUCCGUCAUUUUCGGCGGCCUGAUGGGCGGCUUCAAUUCCGUCGGCCCCAUCGCCGCCUCGGACUGUGCCGGGAACAAGCCAGAGCAGUCGAGCCUUGUCUGGGCGUGCUCGUUCUUCCUAAAAGGGAUUGCGGCCGUAGUUGGUCCCCUCGUCUCCGGUAUCUUGUAUGACGCAGGGCGCUCCUCGGGCCAUCGCAUCGACACCCGUUACGGCGCCUUUGGCUUCGGGCAGGUAGAAAUCUUUGUAGGCGUCUGUGCGAUGGCAACAAGCGUCAUGAGCAUUGUCGUCGCUAUUGCGAGGCGCAGGGUGCGCGCCUGAGUGAUU